AUGAUUUCGAGAGCUCCUGCGACUUCAAACUUGCACCUGGAACCAGGCGAGGAUGAGGCGACUCUAGCAAAGCUAGGAUACAAGCAGGAGUUUCGCAGGGAAUUCACUCCGCUAGAGGUAUCUGGACUUGCAUUCAGCUAUAUAGGAGUGGUACCUUCUAUAGUCUCCGUGUUUUUUUAUGCCCUACCAAAUGGUGGGCCUUUCGCUAUGGUAUGGGGGUGGGCAAUUGCUUGCCCUUUUAUCAUGUGCAUCGGGUUGGCACUGGGAGAACUCGCGUCAGCGCGCCUACUUCCGCUAUACUAUUGGACUUACUCCCUUGCGUCUCCACGGUGCCGCAAUUUUCUGUGUUGGAUAGUUGGCUAUUCGAACACCAUAGAAUCUAUAGCGAGAGUCGCUUCGGUAAAUUGGGCGUGCGCGAUUCAAAUCACAGCCGCAAUCAGUAUCGCCUCUGGUCAACCAUAUGCGACUACUAAUGCGAAGAUCUACGGUAUAUACGCAGCUGUAAUGUUGUCACAAGCCGUCCUCGUGAGCCUCGGUACCAAAGUCUUGGCAAGACUGCAGUCACUGUAUACGUUGGUGAAUUUGUGCCUGUGCUUCAUAGUCAUUAUCGCACUUCCGAUCGCAACACCAUCAGAAUAUCGAAACAGUGCAAGUUUUGCGCUAGGGAAUUUCACAAAUCUGGAUGGCUGGCCAUCUGGAUUCGCAUUUAUAUUGAGCUUAAUGGCUCCUCUUUGGACAAUAGGGGGUUAUGAUGCUAGCGUCCACAUGAGCGAGGAGGCUUCGAACGCCGCUACCGCAAUACCAUGGGCGAUCACCAGUUCCAUUAUUAUUGCGGCCGUCCUGGGUUGGGUCAUCAACGUUCCCUUAGGUCAGCCCUUGGCCCAGAUCUUUUACAAUUCGCUCGGGCAGAGAAUGGCCUUAGUUUUUUGGUGUUUCAUUAUCUCAGCCCAAUACAUGGUGUCAUCGAACUGUCUCCUGGUCGGCUCUCGCCAGACGUUUGCAUUUGCUCGUGAUGGAGCCCUCCCAUUUUCACGAUAUUUGUACCGGAUCAAUGGCUACACACACACACCAGUCAAUACAGUUUGGUUCGACGCCGCCUGUGCUCUGUUAAUUGGACUUCUCGCGUUCGUGAGCACCCAAGCCGUCAAUGCGGUAUUCACAAUUGGUGUCACCGCGUCGUAUAUCUCCUACAUAACGCCUAUCACGACCCGUUUCGUGUUUAAUAACAACUUUAAACCCGGCCCAUUCCACCUUGGGAAAUUUAGUUUUCCGAUCUCUGCGAUCGCUGUGACAGGGAUGGUGUUCAUGAACAUCGUUUUCUUCUUUCCCUCCACCCCCCAAACAACCGCACAGGAGAUGAACUAUACAGUUGUGGUCCUUGGAGGGUUCAUGUUCCUUGCGAUUUCGUGGUAUUAUUUCCCGGUGUACGGAGGCGUGCAUUGGUUCAAUGGACCCAUAGCCAACAUUACACCGGCUAUCACAUUCAGUGGUGCGGGAGGUGGUUGCGGGGUUCAAGAGACGAUUGAUCGAACAAAGUCUGCUUCGAUAACCCAAACCACGUCAGCGUAA
Suillus paluster is the source of this 1569-nucleotide messenger RNA. Its product is annotated as amino acid transporter. Gene Ontology annotation, molecular function: transmembrane transporter activity. The transcript is spliced from 17 exons. Bases 1 to 1569 code for a protein of 522 amino acids. Lineage: Eukaryota; Fungi; Basidiomycota; Agaricomycetes; Boletales; Suillaceae. Gene Ontology annotation, biological process: transmembrane transport. The record is from RefSeq and is a predicted model, not a curated record. Gene Ontology annotation, cellular component: membrane.